Molecule: messenger RNA, 1160 nt
Organism: Penaeus chinensis
Lineage: Eukaryota; Metazoa; Arthropoda; Malacostraca; Decapoda; Penaeidae
Exons: 3
Coding region: 61-732 (223 amino acids)
Source: RefSeq, a predicted model, not a curated record
UACAUAGGAAAAGACGUGAAUUAUUGUGCUGCGAACUGUGCAUAUUGUGCAAACGUGAAUAUGAUCAGUGUGAUCUUACAAGUUGGAGCUGUGCCGUUCGGUCAAGCUAUUGAUAUGGGCAGAGGGGACGUGAAGUUUUGUAGGAUUGGCGCUCACACUCCUUCGACGGUGGAAUGGCAGAAUCUCAGGUUUGGCGCGUCCCUGUCCGAGAUGAUGCUGAGCGACGCCCCUCCGCCGUCGCCCCUUCGGAGGGCGCACUCCCACCACUUCCUCUUUCCGUGCGAACCUGAAAAGGGCGUCGCUCCCGGCGCCACAACGUCUCAUGCCCAGCCCACCGCCGUUCCCACGCCCAUCCAGCUGUCCAGCAAGGCGCCGCCCAGCUCAAGCAGUUGUGGCAGUGAAGGAUCGUCCGGCUGGCCGACGACGGAAGCCCGAGCAAGGCUGGAAACGGCCGAGACCCACGGCGAGAUGGCUCGGGAUUGUCAUGACCGUCUUCACGGACCUGAGCAAUCCGUCAGCAGCGUCAGGACCAAGGAGGGCCAAGGGGCCAAGGCAUGGAGAAGCAUGGGCAGCGACCUGAGGAAAAUUGCUGACCAGUUUCAUGUGGAUCAUGCGAAGAACACCAAUCACAAGGGCCGCUACUGUAUCAUCCUGCCAGCAUCCAUCGCCCACGGCUUCGCAGCGUCCCUAAUCUGCCUUAUCUCGUGGAGAUUAUUGUCGAAGCUGUGUUGAAAGGUCAUCUUCGUCAAGGUCGUCUUUAGGACUCAAGCAAGUACUGCCACGGCAUCGUUGCAGGAGCCUUGCACCCGACAGAAGGGGCAUUUCAGAAGGGAAGGCAAAUGCAUUUCUUGGCCUUCCGUGACGCCAUGGCCGUCGGGACUGCAGUGGCUGUCCUCCAAGUGAAAGUAAUACGUUGCCCUCUCGGUGCCUGUCGUCGUUUUGGGCACCGAGGCCAAGAGCCUGACGACCUCCAGGGGCCCGACAGUGCAGUUAGAAUAAGAUCCGCUUUAGCAAUCGUUCAAAAAUAAAUUUCAUUUUCGUUAUAUUUCGUUUUACAAUUUAAAAGGACGUUCGUCUUAGCCCGUGACAAAGAGCGCCAGCCUCACAAACCCAUGUCUUUCAAAAUUAUAAGUGCAGUAAGUGAAAUCAGCCGCGGGCCA